GCAUGUUAUAUCCAACAAACUAAGGGUACUAUUGUCUAUCAAGCCACAACCAAUUAUAUCCUUGCACCUUCAUGUAAAAACAAAACCUUAAACCCCAUAUAAACCUCCUCCCUCUUCACUCACUCGCCCAUUCAUCUCCAUAGCCACCUUCUCUUCUCUUUCACUCUUUUUCUCUUUAGUAGAAAAAGAAAAAGAAAAAGAUGGCAGACCCAUCAAUCUACAACUUCUUUAACCAGCAACAAAACCAACCACAGCAGCAGCAGCAGCAACAACAACAAGAACAACUUCCCUUUCCUUCAUCAAGACCAUCAAGAAAGAACCCAAUACCACAACAACCACCAACUUCCUCUUCUCGUCUCUUUCAAUGCCUUUACUGUCCUCGUAAAUUCUACACUUCUCAAGCUCUCGGUGGCCACCAGAAUGCUCACAAGCGCGAACGUGCUGCGGCUCACAGAAACUUAUCUCUCCAGUCACCACCCAAUAUCUCUGCUCACUACUUCCCUCCAGACCCAUACAUGAUGAACCACCCUGAUGCUGCCCCAUUUCUUGACGAUCACCACCACUACUACUGCCUCGAACCAAAACAAACCAUGACCGACUACCAGUUUCCAUCACCUCCUCAAGUUGGGUUCUGUGGUGGGUCUACUGCUUCUAGUGCUCUUAAUGCUAUUGAUGAUUCUCUAUCUCCCGUUGCUGAUCUUAAUGCUGACCCUGUUAAUCUCGACCUCACUCUUCAUUUGUGAUUUUUUUUCUCGGUUCUUGUAAGUGAAGUGAUUCUUAUGUUUUAAUGGGUUUUUUUUUAAUGGUACCUAGUGACUAAUGAGGUGGGUUUUAGCUAUUAGAUACUAUAUUUAUAUAUGUUAGGGUUUUAACUUUUUAACUACUUUUAAAAGCAGUUUUUGAAAGCCGGGUUUUACUUGUUUUAGUGAGAUCAUCAUAUGUUUGUACUCCUCGAUGAACCGAUUAUAAAUUAAUUGAUAUCCAAUGAUCUCUGUUCAUGCUUCUUAAUUAUCUUCUCUCUCUAUACGUAACUGUACGUACUGAUGUGAUAUUGUUUGAUUUGAUCCCCUCCAAAAUGCCCUUCUGGUCACCGGACUGGCCAUGGAAUGUGCAGGUGAGUACUUUUGUUUAGUACUAUAUAGUCCGAUCAGUCAUGUCUCUCUUAGCUUGCAAACUGUUCUCUCUCAUUUU
Molecule: messenger RNA, 1191 nt
Organism: Ricinus communis (castor bean)
Lineage: Eukaryota; Viridiplantae; Streptophyta; Magnoliopsida; Malpighiales; Euphorbiaceae
Product: zinc finger protein GIS2
Exons: 1
Coding region: 201-743 (180 amino acids)
Biological process (GO): negative regulation of abscisic acid-activated signaling pathway
Source: RefSeq, a predicted model, not a curated record